AUGGUUGAAGCAGAUCGCCUAGGAAAGCUUUUCAUUGGUGGCCUCAAUACAGAAACAAAUGAAAAAGCCCUUGAAGCAGUAUUUGGCAAAUAUGGACGAAUAGUGGACGUUCUAUUGAUGAAAGAUUGUGAAACCAACAAAUCGAGAGGAUUUGCUUUUGUCACCUUUGAGAGCCCAGCAGAUGCUAAGGAUGCAGCCAGAGACAUGAAUGGAAAGUCCUUAGAUGGAAAAGCCAUCAAAGUAGAACAGGCCACUAAACCAUCAUUUGAAAGUGGUAGACGUGGACCACCUCCACCUCCAAGAAGCAGAGGCCCUCCAGGAGGUCUUAGAGGCGGAAGAGGAGGAAGUGGAGGAACCAGGGGACCUCCCUCACGUGGAGGGCACAUGGAUGAUGGUGGCUAUUCCAUGAAUUUUAACAUGAGUUCUUCCAGGGGACCACUUCCAGUAAAAAGAGGACCACCACCACGAAGUGAUGGUCCUCCUCCUAAAAGAUCUGCCCCUUCAGGACCAGUUCGCAGCAGCAGUGGAAUGGGAGGAAGAGCUCCUGUGUCACGCGGAAGAGAUAGUUACGGAGGCCCACCUCGACGGGAACCCCUGCCCUCUCGUAGAGAUGUUUAUUUGUCCCCAAGAGAUGAUGAAUACUCUCAUAAAGACAGCUAUUCAAGCAGAGAUUACCCAAGUUCUCAUGAUACAAGAGAUUAUGCACCACCACCAAGAGAUUAUACUUACUGUGAUUAUGGUCAUUCCAGUUCACAUGAUGACUACCCAUUGAGAGGCUAUAGUGAUAGAGAUGGCUAUGGUCGUGAUCGUGACUAUUCAGAUCAUCCAAGUGGAGGUUCCUACAGAGAUUUAUAUGAGAGUUAUGGUAACUCACGUAGUGCUCCACCUACACGAGGGCCCCCACCAUCUUAUGGUGGAAGCAGUCGCUAUGAUGAUUACAGCAGCUCACGUGACGGAUAUGGUGGAAGUCGAGACAGUUACUCAAGCAGCCAAAGUGAUCUCUACUCAAGUGGUCGUGAUCCGGUUGGCAGACAAGAAAAAGGGCUUCCCCCUUCUAUGGAGAGAGGGUACCCUCCUCCACGUGUUUCCUACAGCAGUUCAAGCCGCAGAGCACCAAGAGGUGGUGGCUGUGGAGGAAGCCGAUCUGAUAGAGGGGGAGGCAGAAGCAGAUUUUAAAAACAAACAAAACUUUGGACCAAAGUCCCUGUUCAAAGAAACAAACAAAAAAGUGGAACCUUUUCUGUCAUAACUACCCAAGGACUACUAAAAGGAAAAAUUGUGUUA
Messenger RNA from Odobenus rosmarus divergens (Pacific walrus), 1284 nucleotides. RefSeq names its product RNA-binding motif protein, X chromosome-like. Gene Ontology annotation, cellular component: spliceosomal complex. Gene Ontology annotation, biological process: positive regulation of mRNA splicing, via spliceosome. Lineage: Eukaryota; Metazoa; Chordata; Mammalia; Carnivora; Odobenidae. Gene Ontology annotation, molecular function: RNA binding. The transcript has a single exon. Bases 1 to 1176 code for a protein of 391 amino acids. The record is from RefSeq and is a predicted model, not a curated record.